CCGAACAUCACUUGGCCCUCGCUGUCACUCGCGGUCGCCUGGCCGUUGUCAUCAUUGUCCCUCCGCUGUCACCUUUUCAAGCCCCAGGCUGGCUGCUUCGGAAGCCCCUGAUCCCAUGGAGGAGUGGGACGUGCCACAGAUGAAGAAAGAGGUGGAGAGCCUCAAGUACCAGCUGGCCUUCCAGCGGGAGAUGGCAUCCAGGACCAUCCCCGAGCUGCUGAAGUGGAUCGAGGAUGGGAUUCCCAAGGACCCCUUCCUGAACCCCGACCUGAUGAAGAACAACCCAUGGGUGGAAAAGGGCAAAUGCACCAUCCUGUGAGCCCCGCACCCAGCCCCUCUCACACCAUUCUGUGAGACCGUGCCUGGCCCCACUCACUCCAUCCUGUGAGCCUGCACCCAGCCCUACUAGCUCCAUCCUGUGAGACCACACCUGGCCCCACUCCCACCAUGCUGUGAGCCCCACUCCUGGCGCCACUCACUCCAUCCUGUAAGCCUGCCCCCAGCCCCACUCACACCAUCCUGUGAGCCCCACUCCCAGCCCCACUCACUCUAUCCUGUGAGACCACUCCUGGCCCCACUCACACCAUCUUGUGAGACCACUCCCGGCCCCACUCACUCUAUCCUGUGAGCCCCACUCCCGGCCCCACUCGCACCAUCCUGUGAACCCCACUCCGCUCGUGUGAUAACAGUCAGUAAAGGUGUGACUUUAUAAAGACAUCUCCAGGUU
Messenger RNA from Nomascus leucogenys (northern white-cheeked gibbon), 727 nucleotides. Its product is annotated as guanine nucleotide-binding protein G(I)/G(S)/G(O) subunit gamma-13. Gene Ontology annotation, molecular function: G-protein beta-subunit binding. Gene Ontology annotation, cellular component: heterotrimeric G-protein complex. Gene Ontology annotation, biological process: phospholipase C-activating G protein-coupled receptor signaling pathway; sensory perception of taste. The record is from RefSeq and is a predicted model, not a curated record. The transcript has 3 exons. Bases 116 to 319 code for a protein of 67 amino acids. Lineage: Eukaryota; Metazoa; Chordata; Mammalia; Primates; Hylobatidae.